This is a messenger RNA of Bacidia gigantensis, 1653 nucleotides long. RefSeq names its product glycylpeptide N-tetradecanoyltransferase (gene NMT1). Gene Ontology annotation, cellular component: cytoplasm. NCBI's taxonomy places the organism in Eukaryota, Fungi, Ascomycota, Lecanoromycetes, Lecanorales, Ramalinaceae. Gene Ontology annotation, biological process: N-terminal peptidyl-glycine N-myristoylation. Bases 1 to 1653 code for a protein of 550 amino acids. Gene Ontology annotation, molecular function: glycylpeptide N-tetradecanoyltransferase activity. The record is from RefSeq and is a predicted model, not a curated record. The transcript is spliced from 7 exons.
AUGUCCGAACAAUCUAAGCUACCAGAUCCAGCGGUGAAUACAGAAGUACUCGAGGAAACAACCCAAUCAGAAGAUAUCAACAACGAUGAAGAGCAACCUGAACAGGCUGGCGAGAGCGCGGAGGAUGCAGCUGACGGCGCCAAAGCCAAAAAGAAGCAGUCGAAGAAGGCGAGGUUAAAGAAGGCCUUGACGAAGCAAGAUGAGAGUAAAGAUGCAUCAGGCAGCUCCUUCAAUCCUUCGACUAAGCUCACGACUGAAAUGGUUGAGCAAUUGCUGGAAAUGAACCCCUCGUUGAAGGCGGAAGUUGCGGGCAUGCCGAAGGAGAAGGCAGCAGACAAGCUGAAAAAUCUGGAUGUGGCAUCACUGCUCACUGGACUGUCCGUGAGUGGCAAGAAUCAGAAAGACAUGGCGUCGUACAAGUUUUGGCAGACACAACCAGUGCCCCGGUUUGAUGAGACGGCACAAAGCGACGAGGGUCCAAUAAAAAGGAUUGAUCCAGACAAGGUUCCCAAAGAUCCAGCGCCUAUGCUCGAAGGGUUCGAGUGGGUCACAAUGGACCUGUUGGAUGAGAAGCAAAAUGAAGAGGUCUAUCAGCUUCUUACGGGACAUUACGUAGAGGAUGAUGACGCCCAAUUCCGGUUCAAUUAUUCGACAUCUUUCUUCAAUUGGGCACUUAAAUCGCCAGGCUGGCGAAAGGAGUGGCAUGUAGGUGUCAGAGCCACUAAGUCGCAAAAGCUGGUGGCUUUCAUUUCAGGAGUUCCAAUGCAGCUCCGCGUCCGCAAGAACGUCCUCAACACCAUAGAAAUCAAUUUUCUUUGUGUACAUAAGAAGCUCCGCUCAAAGCGACUUGCCCCAGUCUUGAUACAGGAGAUCACUCGAAGAUGUUAUGUUCUUGGUAUCUUUCAGGCCAUUUACACCGCGGGCGUCGUACUACCGAAACCUGUCAGCUCAUGUCGAUAUUACCAUCGAAGCUUGGACUGGCUCAAACUCAACGAGGUUGGCUUUUCAGGGCUUCCGACGGGAUCCACGAAAGCACGACAGAUUACACGCUAUCAUCUUCCAAGCGCGACGUCAACCCCAGGACUACGCGGCAUGCAAGCGAAAGACGUCUCGGGCGUCAGGGAUCUACUCCAACGAUACCUCAGCCGUUUUGAAAUGGCACCCAAUUUCGACGAGGACGAGAUCUCGCAUUGGAUGCUUCAUGAUGGGAAAUCGGCGGAGCAAGUGGUAUGGUCGUUCGUGGUCGACGACCCGAAAACGAAGAAGAUCACGGACUUCGUUUCGUUUUACAUUUUGGAGUCUCAAGUAAUCAAUAACACCAAACACGACACUGUUCGGGCCGCAUAUUUGUACUAUUAUGCAACGGAAACAGCAUUCGAGAAAGAAGAACAAGGCUUGAAAGAACGGCUGAACCUGCUAAUGAAUGAUGCACUCGUAUUAGCUAAGAAGUUCAACUUUGACGUAUUCAACGCACUGACAUUACUGGACAAUCCGUUGUUCCUCGAACAACAAAAGUUCGGCGCAGGUGACGGGCAAUUACAUUAUUAUCUCUUCAACUACCGGACACCUCCAAUUGCCAGCGGCGUAAAUGCUGGCAACGCUGCAGAUCCAUCAAAACGAGGUGGUGUUGGCGUAGUCAUGGCUUACAUGUAG